AUGUCAACCACCAGUGAAACUGAGCAUGAGAGGAUGAAAAAAUUCAAGAAUAGAGGCAAAAAUGUAGAGAUACUGAGGAGGCAGAGAGUGGAGUUUUCUAUUGAAUUACGAAAAGCUAAAAGAGAUGAACAGAUCUUGAAGAGACGGAAUAUAAGCAAUUUCCCAGAUAGUGACCCUUCACUACAAAAGAUUGCUGGAACUAAUGACCGUGCAAUGACCAUUGAAGAGAUUGUGAAAGGAAUAAAUAGCCAUGACCCAUUACUACAGCUGCAAGCUACAAAUGGAGCUAGGAAACUUCUGUCACGGGCAUGGAAACCUCCACUGGAUGAGAUUAUUAAAGCAGGUCUAAUUAAGAAGUUUGUUGAAUUCCUUGGUCGAGAUGACGAUUCUAUGCUGCAGUUUGAGUCAGCCUGGGCACUAACAAACAUUUCCUCUGGAACAUCAGCACAAACUGGGGCUGUGGUGGAAGGAGGUGCAAUUCCACCACUUGUAUGUCUCCUUUCCUCGCCAUACAUGCACAUCAGUGAGCAAGCUGUGUGGGCCUUGGGUAACAUUGCAGGUGAUGGCCCCCUCUUUCGUGAUGCAGUAAUUGAAUGCUCUGCUGUCCCCUCACUUCUGAGAUUGGUAAAACCAGGCAUCCCUGUUGGCUUCCUGCGCAAUAUCACAUGGACUAUAUCAAAUCUAUGUCGCAACAAAAAUCCACAUCCACCUCUCCAGACAGUUCAACAGAUCCUCCCCACGCUGGUUCAGUUGCUUCAUUAUGAAGAUGAUACCCUCCUCUCUGAUGCUUGUUGGGCAAUAUCGUACCUGACGGAUGGCCCGAAUGAACGGAUUGAGGAGGUGGUUCGCACUGGCAUCUUGCCAAGGCUUGUGCAAUUGAUGUUAAAGGAUAAGCUGGCUCUGUUGACUCCUGCCCUCCGUGCUGUUGGAAACAUUGUGACCGGAACUGAUAACCAAACAGAGGCUGCACUUGAAGCAGGAGUUCUUGCCAUUCUACCGAAGCUUUUGAAACAUCACAAGACCUGUAUACAGAAGGAGGCUGCUUGGACCAUUUCCAAUAUUGCUGCUGGACCUACAAUGCAGAUUCAACAGUUGAUUACUUGUGGAGUUAUAGCUCCCCUUAUUGAACUUCUGGAAAGAGGUGAAUUUAAAGUACAAAAAGAAGCUGUUUGGGCUGUGACUAAUUACACAAAUGGUGGGACAGUUGACCAGGUUGUUCACUUGGUGCAAUGUGGGGUGCUGGAACCUCUCCUUAACCUACUAAGUAACAAAGAUGCCAAAAUUCUUCUUGUGAUCCUGGAAUCCUUGUCCAACAUCUUCCUAGCUGGAGAACAGUUGGGUGAGACGGAUAACCUAUGUCUAUUAAUAGAGGAACUUAAUGGCCUCGAGAAAAUUGAGGCUCUUCAAUUCCAUCCAAAUACCACGGUGUACAAAACAGCAUUAAAAAUAAUUGAGAAGUACUUCCUUGAUGAGGAGGAGGAAAUUCCAAACAUGCAGCCUGAAGUGACAAAUGGAGAACUUUCAUUUGAAGUGCAUACUACUGAAGAUAAAUUUAGCUUUUGA
Messenger RNA from Carcharodon carcharias (great white shark), 1563 nucleotides. Its product is annotated as importin subunit alpha-5-like. Gene Ontology annotation, cellular component: nucleus; cytoplasm. The coding region runs from base 1 to 1563 and encodes 520 amino acids. Lineage: Eukaryota; Metazoa; Chordata; Chondrichthyes; Lamniformes; Lamnidae. Gene Ontology annotation, biological process: NLS-bearing protein import into nucleus. The transcript has 10 exons. The record is from RefSeq and is a predicted model, not a curated record. Gene Ontology annotation, molecular function: nuclear import signal receptor activity; protein binding.